Molecule: messenger RNA, 2543 nt
Organism: Triticum aestivum (bread wheat)
Lineage: Eukaryota; Viridiplantae; Streptophyta; Magnoliopsida; Poales; Poaceae
Product: formin-like protein 20
Exons: 5
Coding region: 54-1277 (407 amino acids)
Source: RefSeq, a predicted model, not a curated record
AAAAACAUCCACGCAAGGAUCCAGAAUGCACUUUAUUUAAAAACUGUUGAUGUAUGCUGUGCCACGUUAGCCAGCUAACACGUUGGCUGGCUAGAAGAAACCAGCCGCCUCGCUGGCGCUCGCUUCCAGCCUUUACUUUCGCUCGCUCGCUCGCAGCCUUUUAUUUUUUCGCUCGCUCGCUCGCAGCCUUAUCUCCUCUGUUUUCUUUUCUCUUCUGCGAGGCUCUCGAUGAAACAUCCCGACCUCGCCCCCAUCCAGACACCGAGCUCUCACUGGAUGUACCGUCGUUGCCGCUUGAGCCCACACACAGUCGCCGGGAUUUCGCCCCGCCCCCUCCUCCCCCUCCCCCACCAAGCUCGAGAGCACCGGCAGGAUCACCCCGUCCUUUCCCUCCGCGCGGGAGGUUAUGGCAGAGCAUCAGCCGGGGCGGCGGCGGUCUUCUCUUCGGCACACAGGGAGCCGAGCCGGGGCGGCGUCCCCGUGCCGUGUUGGUGGAGCCCCUCCUCCCGAUGGGUGGCUGGUGGCUCCGUUGCUCGCAGCAGCCCCCAUCGCUCGCCGGAUCUGGCGGCCGGCCAGCACGUGCGGGGACUUGGUUGGGCCCGUUGCCGGCGAGCACAAGUCGCUGCCGUCCGCCGCUUCCUCAUCUUUUGUUGUGCCUUGCGCCACCUAGCGCUCCCCCUUCGCCCCCCUGCUGCUUGCCAUGUAGGCGCCAUAGCCAUCGCUCCCUUGCCUCGCGCGUCACCAUCGCCUCGGUCCGACACCUCCAACUCCAAGCCACCGGCCAACGAGUGACACAAUGCCACCCCACCACACCACCACAAGCGCUACUGGCCCAGCGGGGCCAGUGUUGCUCCCCUCCGGCCUCUCUUUUGAGGUCAACCCUGAGCCUCCUUUGUCCCGCGGCUCCACCUCCGUUCCCGUCCACCAUGGCCUCUCCGUCUCGAUUCGUCCGUCGCAGGAUCCACGAUGGUCUCCUCCUCCAGGGAUCCGCCAUGGAGGUUGCCGCCUCUCCCGUCUCGAUCCGUCUGCCGCCGGAUCCACGGCGGAGCAGCCGAGAUCCCUCACCCGUUCCGCGACGCCUCGGCCCGCCAAGGCCAGCGCCGAGGACGACAAGGCGCGCAGGAAGGCCAAGGCCCUCACCAAGCAGCGGAAGGACUUGCGGGCUAGGCUCGCCUACCGCAAGCGCGCCCGCUAGCUCACGUCCAUGCCGGCCAAGGCCACCGCCGCGACACCAGGAACAACAACGCCAUGGAUCCCGAUGUGAAGCUCCACUGUAGCCUGAUCUGACCUGGGAGGGUGUCGCGCUGCGCUCGGGCGCCGCAUCAGGCGGCGGCGCGCGAGGUGGGAGGGGAGCACGGAGACGGGCGAGCAGAGACGAAGAAGGAGAAAAUGGAGAGGCGGGGCGGUGGCCAUGGCAGGGAGGCUACGCUCGGGGGCCACAUCAGGCGGCGACAACGAAGCGGGGGGUGUGCACCGAGACGAAGGACACGAGAAUGGAGGCGUCCGGGAGCGAGGACUUCGAUGGCGCCAUUCGCCCCUACUCCACACUUCGUCAGAACUCCAUCUGUUGGUUCUGCACUUAGGCCCAAGUUGAGCAUAUGUUAGAUGGUCUGGAUGACAUGGACGGCGCCGAGGAUGUCCCUUUUGAUGAGCUCAUCAUAGGCAUGCAAGGCUUAGUAUUUCACUUGGUUGAGAAUGCAAUUACAAUAUAUAUUACAUACAAGUCUGAUGGAUUCAAGAGAAUGAAGAGUGAAGAAUACUAUACUAUAAAUACGUCAACUAUAGAUAACCCUCCCAACUACAAUGUUGCACCUGACAACCUCCUACUCGACGAGGCCAAGCUAUCUGCAGGGGACCAUGCCGCUGGACGUUCCUAAGAUGUGUGCUGCUAGAUGACCUUCUUGCUGCUGCAACAACAAAUGCAGCUAACCAUGUAACUGCAGCUCCUGCUAACAUGCAAGCUGGAGGAGCACCGGGCAUAUUUGCUAUGAUGAUGAACAAAUAGGCAAAUGACUGCAUAAACAACUGCUGAUGGAGCUGUGGUUCUUGGAAAUCCAGUUGCUCCUCCUGUUAAUGGGGAUGUGUAUACGGAUAUCAGCCCUGAGAAUGUUGUGGUCCAGUGACACCGAGGUUUGCAUUAUUUCUGUCCUAGACUUGUGCAGACCAUCUUUCUAUGGAUGGUCUUCUGUUCAUAUUAAAUGUGAACUACCGCCUACUAAGAUGUGUUUCGAACUUAUUUUUGUGUGUGUGUGUGUGUGUGUGUGUGUGUGUGUGUGUGUGUGUGUGUGUGUUUGUGUGGGUUUGUGUGUGUGCAGAAGAUAGUGCAAAUGUGCUAAUUAUUCGAUUGAAACAUCUGCUGCAGAGGUUGAGGUAAUUAGUGCUACUUUAGCUGGUAUAAAGGCCAGACAAGUUGGAGAUGAGAUGGGCAUUUUAUCAUAUUGCUUUGCCUGUAAUAACCAAAAUUGAUUGAUUUAGUUUCACACAACAUAGAUAAUUAUGUCGUCAGGUUCAGUUUUACUUAUGAAAGUUGAACUUUUCAUAUA